Molecule: messenger RNA, 1017 nt
Organism: Striga hermonthica
Lineage: Eukaryota; Viridiplantae; Streptophyta; Magnoliopsida; Lamiales; Orobanchaceae
Source: the annotation of a GenBank genome assembly
AUGGCCGCCGCUGGCGUUGGCCAAUGCGGCCGACCCUACUCGAUCGGUGGGCCCUACCCCUCCCUUCCAACCACCAACCCUAUAACAACAGUAGCCGCCUCCAGAUCAUUUGGCCGCGGGAGGAGGACCAUUAAUCCUGUACUUCUCAGGUUGAGCUCUACCAGGCGGAGAAUGGCGGCGCCACCGGCGGCUGCGGCGGCGGGGGGUGCCGAGAGCUUGAAGAAGGGGAUUGCGGAGCUGUACGACGAGUCGUCGGGGAUAUGGGAGGACAUAUGGGGGGACCACAUGCACCACGGCUUCUACGAGCCGGGCGCCGACGUUUCCAUCUCCGACCACCGGUCGGCCCAGAUCCGGAUGAUCGAGGAGGCCCUUCGGUUCGCCUCUCUAUCUGGCGGCAGCUCGAGGUACUUAGCCCAGAAGUACGGUUCGAAUUGUCAAGGUAUCACGUUGAGCCCUGUUCAGGCAAAGAGAGCUCAAGAGCUUGCUGCAGCUCAGGGGUUAGACGACAAGGCAAUUGCCGAUGCACUCAAUCAGCCUUUCCCGGAUGGGAAGUUUGAUCUGGUUUGGUCCAUGGAGAGUGGCGAACAUAUGCCUGACAAAUCAAAGUUUGUGAAUGAGCUGACCCGUGUGGCGGCCCCUGGUGGGAGGAUAAUAAUAGUUACAUGGUGCCAUAGGGAUUUAUCUCCCGGAGAGUGCCUGCGCCCGGACGAGCAAGACUUGCUGAACAAAAUAUGCGGUGCUUACUAUCUUCCCGAGUGGUGUUCAACUGCCGACUAUGUCAAAUUACUCAAGUCCCUCUCUAUGGAGGAUAUUAAGUCUGCAGAUUGGUCUGUAUACGUCGCUCCAUUUUGGCCUGCGGUCAUAAAAUCAGCAUUGACAUGGAAGGGCAUCACCUCUCUGUUCAGAAGUGGAUGGAAGACGAUUAGGGGUGCGUUGGCCAUGCCAUGGAUGAUCGAUGGAUAUAAGAAGGGUCUGAUCAAAUUCGCCAUCAUUACAUGCCGAAAACCGGCAUCAUAA